This is a messenger RNA of Saccostrea cuccullata (small rock oyster), 1071 nucleotides long. Its product is annotated as DNA polymerase alpha subunit B-like. The transcript has 9 exons. NCBI's taxonomy places the organism in Eukaryota, Metazoa, Mollusca, Bivalvia, Ostreida, Ostreidae. Gene Ontology annotation, cellular component: alpha DNA polymerase:primase complex. Gene Ontology annotation, biological process: DNA replication initiation. The record is from RefSeq and is a predicted model, not a curated record. The annotation marks the transcript as partial.
UCUGGGUUUACCGAAUACCCAAAUUAAAAUAUCGCGGGAAAUCAGAAACUGAGGCUUGCUGCGAAAAUGGCACUUUUGCAAGACGAAGCCCUAAGGGAUGAGUUUGAUAUAUUUGGUAUUGAAUUGUCCGAUGACAUUGUAGACAAAUUAAAGGAACUAUGCGUUACCUAUAAUUUGGAUGCAGAAAGAGUAGCAGCUGAGUGGAUUGCAUUUUCAAAUCUUAGGAAAAAUCUCACUAUCUCUGUGGAGAACCUGGAUGUAUUUGAUAGAGAGAAACUAGCAAAGAAAACGCAGAAAACUCCGCAGACUCCUUUGAACAAGAAGACACAGCAGAGAGUGUACAAUAUUGACAAUGUGUCAGAAGGUGUUAACAUUCAUGAUGCUGAAAAUUUGUACAACACCUACGGGGGAACACCUUCAUCAAAGGGGACAGCAGCUCAGAAAAGACAACUGACACCUGAAAAUCCUACAAUAAAGAGAUUUCAGAAUAAUAUUCGUAGUCCAGUUGUGCCUUUUUCACCUGCAAGUUUUUCACCAGUUGGGACAACUCCUUCCAAAAAGUAUAGAUUAAGAACAAAUGCUGGUGAUGUGGUAACCUCCGUUGGAAACUUGGAUAAUAUUAAGUGGCAAAGUAAAGGCAAGAAUUGCACCAUUAAAUGGUAUGAUCCAUUGAACAACUUAUCCAAAGAGGACAAUGAAAAUCUAAAGGAUCUGAAUAAAAACUUCAAGUAUAUGUUUCAGAAGCUAACGGCCAAAGCUGCAGUUUUAAAUGAAAUGAUAGAAGAAAUGGGAAAACAACUACAAGAGAAGAACAACAUUGAGGAAUUUUCCCAUGUCUCUUUGCCAGUUCAGGAAGAGGUGACUUUGGUUGGGAGAAUUUGCUGUGAUAGCCUUGGGAAGCUGAAUGCCAAGUCUGUGAUUCUGGAAGGUUCCAGAGAGACGUCUGCUGGCUGCUUCAUUCCUUUGGACCUAACCGACCUCAAGCAGUACUCACUGUUUCCAGGGCAGGUAGUGGCAUUGGAAGGAAUAAACACUUCUGGACAGAAAUUUGUUGUGAAAAAGUUAUAUGAG